This is a messenger RNA of Microthlaspi erraticum, 1047 nucleotides long. NCBI's taxonomy places the organism in Eukaryota, Viridiplantae, Streptophyta, Magnoliopsida, Brassicales, Brassicaceae. The record is from the annotation of a GenBank genome assembly.
AUGGAAGGCUUUUGGCAACGUUAUUGCGGUAUGGGUGUGCGUGCAUUAGAAGAGCAACGACCAUCUACAUUAGCCCUCUUAAAGAGCAACGACGGUAGUAAUACAAUAGGAAAGUGUGCAGUCGCCUUCUUAACCGACGAGUUAGCCCAACCUAGCCUUCCGUGGUGGGACAGCAGCACUUCUCCUGAAUGGUUUCACGAGAGGAAAUAUUCGACUAUCCAGCUAGAGUGGCAAAUUCAGACGAGGAAUUUGUGGUUGGGAGAAUCCUUGGGGUGCGGCACCAUCAACCCAGAGGUCCUAGUAACACUUAACGAGUUUCAGUCUAGACCUUGCUACUGCGGUCGGAUAAACCCCAGCUACAUUAGUGAUGACAUCGGCUAUCUAAAGUGUGCGUGCUCCAAUGGUUACGAGGGUAACCCAUACGAUGUACAAGGAUGCAUAGAUAUUAAUGAGUGUGAAAAUGGACGUCCCAAUCCAUGUGAUAGCGACGAAACGUGUCUAAAUACUCUAGGAGGCCAUCACUGCCUAGUCAAGAAGAAGAAUCAAAACUGGCCAAAUCUAUUUAGAUAUCACUCGAGAAGUUUCAAAGUCUGCCAGCUUAGCUCGAUGCUUGUGGUCAAGCAUAAUGUUGGCGGUCUUGACAUCCUUGUGGUAAAUGGGACACGUACUCCCGGAUACCUUGACCCGGAGUAUCACCAGUCCAGCCGGUACACGGAAAAGAGUGACGUCUAUAGUUACGGUGUGGUUCUUGAUGAACUCAUCACUGGAGAAGAGUCUUACAUCCUCCAACCGCCUCAACAUCCCAAGACUUUAGCAACUAACUUCCUCUGUGCCAUGAAAGAGAAGCGACUUCUGGACAUCAUCGAUCCCCGAAUCAAAGACAACUGCACUUUGGAACAGGUCAAGGUUAUGGCCAAGAUUGCGAGGCUAUAUAUGUCUAAAUCGGAAGGGGGAGAAACGACCAACCAUGAGCAGUAUUAUAAUGGAGCUGGAGAGGAUUGGUUCCUCACAUGGAGAUUCACAGGCACACCACAUACUGGAAACUGA